This is a messenger RNA of Cajanus cajan (pigeon pea), 872 nucleotides long. The record is from RefSeq and is a predicted model, not a curated record. NCBI's taxonomy places the organism in Eukaryota, Viridiplantae, Streptophyta, Magnoliopsida, Fabales, Fabaceae.
CCUCCUCUCCUCCUCCACCCCCUAAUUUCUGAAAACCCCGUUACUCUGCCCCAAACCAUGCUCUCCGCUCUCCCUCCCUUGGAAAACCCGUUCUCCCCCAAAGCCCUCACUUCCAGCUCCGGUUCGGACGAGCCCAACCAGAGCCACGAAAAGAGCGGACCGGACCCCUCCGAACCGGAGCGACGGGCCGAGGAGCGGAAACGGCGGCGCAUGAUCUCGAACCGGGAAUCGGCCCGCAGGUCGCGGAUGCGGAAGCAGAGACACCUGGAGAAUCUGCGGAACCAGUUGAGCAAGUGUAGGGUGGAGAACCGGGAACUGAGUAACCGGUUGCAGUUCGUGGUGCACCACUGCAACCGCGUGCGAACCGAAAACGAAUGGCUCCGGUCCGAGCGAACCCUUCUCCACCAAAAAGUCUCCAACUUGACUCAAAUUUUGAUCUUCCAACAAUUGCAACCCUCCUUCUCCUCCUCCCCUCCGUCUCCAUGGACAUGCAAUACUUCGCUCAUCACAUAAAUAUGGACCUCGCUCCUUAAUCAACUAAAUUAAUCAUAUAUAAUACCAACACUCUAUGUAAUUAUUAAAAGUCAAGUAUAUAAAGAUGGAAAUUAAAGGGGGGGAUUUUUGGGGAAAAAAACAUAUAUAGGCCAGGUUUUGGAAAAUAUUACUUCAUUUUUUCAAAACCGUAAGGGUUAUAUAUAUAUUUCCGAUUAUAAAUAUAUAUUUCUGCAAAAUAUUAGCUUUUUCUUUUUUCUUAUUCUGGUAUAUGAGUUCUUUUCUUCUUUUUCUUUUUUUACUUUUUUAGUUGCUAGCUUCUUUGUGAAAAUCGCUUCCCUCACUCUCGAUUUAGUUAUGUAUAUAAUCAUGAUUCACAA